This is a messenger RNA of Xyrauchen texanus (razorback sucker), 1836 nucleotides long. Its product is annotated as polycomb group RING finger protein 5-A-like. Gene Ontology annotation, biological process: regulation of transcription by RNA polymerase II. The transcript has 9 exons. Gene Ontology annotation, cellular component: PRC1 complex. Bases 292 to 1014 code for a protein of 240 amino acids. Lineage: Eukaryota; Metazoa; Chordata; Actinopteri; Cypriniformes; Catostomidae. The record is from RefSeq and is a predicted model, not a curated record.
GUUUACCAGCCACGCACUGCCUGCACUCGCUCAAUCCAUCGCCGGGCUGCAAAGAUGUGACUCCGUCCGGGUUUUCAAAAACCAAAUUUUAGUCUCUAUUGACGGCCCAGAACAGAACGAUGCGAGGGGAUUCAUAACGGGUCACUGUCUGAACAAUAAUGCCUUCAAAGUUGAGUUACACCAGCCUCAAAACUGAGGCGAUAAGGAAAUCACCGUGGCAACCCUGUGUUGUGCACAGGUAGUGUUGUGACUCUAGUGAGAUCUCCUGACCUCUGUGACCUCUGAGUCAAGAUGGCAAUGCAGCGAAAGCACCUAGUCCAAGAUUUCAACAGAUACAUCACCUGCUCAAUUUGCCGUGGAUACCUUAUCAAGCCCACUGCUGUCACAGAAUGCCUGCACACCUUUUGUAAAAGUUGUAUUGUUCAGCACUUCGAGGAGAGUAAUGAGUGUCCGGAGUGUGGGAUACAGGUCCAUGAAACAAAUCCUUUAGAGAUGCUGAGGAUAGAUAAGACCCUGGAGGAGAUCAUCUUUAAGCUAGUGCCUGGACUUAGAGAGAAGGAGGAACAACAGGAAAGGGAUUUUUGGAAUAAAAAUAAGACAAAAACAAAUGAAGAUGGCCCCAGGGCUAAGAAAGCUCAUCUGAGUGAUGACGAGGAAGAUGAUGGAAGGGGUGGAGACUACCACAGGAGUGAUCCUCAGAUUGCUAUUUGUCUGGACUGUCUACGAAACAAUGGCCAAUCAGGAGAAAGCAUAGUAAAGGGUUUAAUGAAGAAAUUCAUCCGUUGCUCCACUCGUGUUACAGUGGGAACUAUUAAGAAGUUUCUCUGUGUAAAAUUGAAGCUGCCAAGCUCAUAUGAGCUCGAUGUUCUGUGUAAUGGGGAGAUCAUGGGCAAAGACCACACCUUGGAAUUCAUCUAUCGCACUCGUUGGAGACUACAAGGAGACAGCGUAAGUCUGCCUAUCCUAUGGUUCUGGAGUACCGUCCAAGGAUCGACUUUGGUUAAAUGGCACUAACAGCUUUCUGGAAAUGUCUCCAAUCUUAUGCAGACUGAUGUCAAGAGUCAGACACUAAAUAACUGAAUGAUUGUGCCUCUGUUGAAAGACAACAACACAAAGCCCUAUGACUGACAAGACUGCUCUCCUAUUCAUGUGCACUGCUUCAGCCUCUACUCCUCUUAUCCUCCCUCCUUCAUGCACCUGAUUGGCAGUUGUGGCUCCACCCACUGGCACUGUAUCAAGUUUGAUGAUUAUGUUCCACCAAAGCUUUCUCUGAAUGUUGUCUCUAUGACGACGCCUUAGUUUAAGGUGGUCCGUUGGGAUUAUCUGAUACCAAUCGAGCAAAGACAGUAAGCUAAAAUUUAUCUCAAAAGAUACGCCCCAUCCAAGUGACAGUAGAAAGGGAAGAGUGAGGAGAGGUGGAGAAAUAUUUAGGAUGUAGAAGUCUAAGUUACACUCACUAGAAGGUAAGAGGAUUUCAGUGAUAUUAGAUGAUUGUUUUAUUAGGUGUUUUUAUCCAGAGUUUGCACUAGAGGCAAAUCCAAAUGCCUUGUUGUAUUUUUUCCAUUCUAUCUCUCUCUCUUUCCCUUAUAUACUUUUCUCCCUUGCUCUCACCACCCACAUUGUCCUUCAUAAAUUCAGUAAUGAUUUUUCAUGUCAUCAUUCUCUCUCACACACGUUCACUCUCUUUCCAUGCCUCUUUCCAUCUCACACUCUCAUUUUUCUCCAAUGGUGUUUUUGGCUCUGGUCUGAAGUAUUGAUGGAUCGCAUUCAGUUGUAAUUGAAUAAGAGGGCUAUAGGCAGGGGCAUAGAUUCCGAUAAUCAAAACAAGGAAGUACA